UUUUUGCUAACCUUGGACAAUCUGUCGCCUCAUGAUCACCUACGCAGAUUUCACAACGUGACACCUUGACUGAGCUAUUUGGGUCUCGUCUAAUUGCAUGAAAGCGUGAUCUCCUAUCAGCUUGGCCUUCAAAAUUCCUUUUACCGAACCUUGAGUUACACUGUACUAAUCUACCAUAACGGGUUCGGGCAAUUCUGGCCCUCUCUUCUACAAAGACCACAAAUUCUUCAAAGCUGGGCUCCUUCCCAUGCAUCAUGAUUUUAUCGGCGACUUCCACCCACUUAUUCUGCAAUUCUAGAGGUAGGCAAGAAACUAUUACCUCCAAAUUAGCCGUAGAAUUAACGUCAGACAUAUAUCCCAUUUGGUUCAACGUUAUACAUACAUUACGCAACUUAAUCGCAAAGUCAGUUAAUACGUCAGCCGAUCCUCCGACAGGUUUAUGGUUUAAUAACUCAAUAAUUAGUUCUCGUGCAACAAGAUGUUCUUUACCAAAUAAAUCAUACAAAAUUCGUUUAGCCCUAUCAUAGCCCAAAUCACUGGGCAAAGAAACGCAAGAUUCAAUUGCUGUUCUGGCUUUUCCCUUGCAAUAAUAUAACAAAUACGACAACAAUUGGCCCUUAUCUGACAGUUUACUCUCUAUGAUGCUAUUAAACUGACUAAUGAAACGGUAAUACUGACCCGGCUGCCCAUCAAAGUACAUCAUAUCGAUCUUAGGUAAAGCCAUGUUACUAACCAUUGUAUGUAACGUGUCCUUCAGCUCCACAACCCAAUCGACAUUUGAGAUGUUACAUACCUCCCCUGAGUGAUUAUUACACCCAGUAUCACAAUCCAAAUAAUUUUCCACUUUAGCAUUUAUCCCACAUUUAUCUACGGGUAAUCGUUCAUCGUCCUCGAUGGCCUUGCAUUCUAGUUCAGCGAUAUCAACCUCUUCUUGUAGAUCUAACAUCUUAAGUUGCCGUUCUAAUUCAAGUCUCUUCUCUAAAUUCCUUUUCCUCAGUAAUGCUUUAUCUAACUUUAGUCUAGAAGUACUUAGCUGGCUAGAGGACAUACUAUUAAGACUAACAUCAUCACAUUUAUCAUCAAUAACAUCAGACAUACCACAAACAGCAUUGGAAGUUUUACCAUCCAUUUCGUCAUUUUCCUUCAGCCUUUUGCUCCGUGUUUCCAUCGUAUUUGUUGUUCCAAAUAAUCAAUUACCAAAACAAAUCCGAAUUAAUCCAAACGAAAUCGACCAAUAAGACCAGGAAUUUGGACCCAAAAUAUCCAGAAAAUCCAAGGUAUGAACACGGAACCAAUAAUUGAAGAACUUUAUGUUACGUCCAAGUUUUGCUCGUUCCAGUUAUUGAAGUACGGACUAUCGAUCUACUCGCAAAUUACGAACCCAAAUUAACAACAGAACCAAGUCCCAAUUCAGAUACCAAGUUUAUUCGUAAUUCACAAGUAAUCGACCAAAUGUCGUUCUAAUAACAAUAAUUAUAACAAUUACAAAACAAACCUUCAAUUUUGUAGGUUCCCGGAGCAAAACUCCCAAAAACCAAACCAAAGACAAAAAGAGCACUAAAAUACCAAACCAAAGACAAACCAAAAUGUCCGAAAUAAUGAUAUAAACAAACAAGUUCAAAAGUUAAGUAAAACAAUUACAUCCAAAAGCACAGUAAAUUAUUAAUGUACAAUAAAAGGUUUUAAUCCGUCAAAAGUCUUCAGUUCUCCC
Messenger RNA from Schistosoma haematobium, 1711 nucleotides. RefSeq lists its product as uncharacterized. The transcript has a single exon. The record is from RefSeq and is a predicted model, not a curated record. NCBI's taxonomy places the organism in Eukaryota, Metazoa, Platyhelminthes, Trematoda, Strigeidida, Schistosomatidae. The coding region runs from base 894 to 1238 and encodes 114 amino acids.